AUGGAGCGUAAAGAACGGAGGUCUUGGACGCCAACAGAUGAUGUAGUCCUCAUGAGCUCUUGGUUAAACACCAGCAAAGAUGCUGUUGUUGGGAACAAGCAAAAGUCUGUGGCCUUCUGGAAGAGAAUAGCAGACUACUUUGAUGCUAGUCCGAAGCUUGCAGGCUGUGAAAAAAGAGAGCCAAUGCACUGCAAGCAACGGUGGCACAAGAUCAAUGAUAUUGACUGUAAGUUCUGUGGAGCAUAUGAAGCUGCAGCAAGAGAGAAAACUCCAGGCCAAAAUGAGAAUGAUAUUCUCAAACAAGCUCACGAGCUUCGCCAUGACCAGAAGUGGUGUGAUCUAUCUACCGAGAGAACCUCUAAAAAGAGAAAAUGUGAGGACGGUGCACAAUACUCAACAUCUCAAGCAACUGACAACAACACUGGUGAAGCGGAUGAGGGAACGGAUCGGCCCCCUGGUGUUAAGGCAGCCAAGCUAUGUGGUAAGAAGCCAAUGGAAGAGGGGAAGGGACUGUGUGAAUUUGAGCGGAUGUGGUCCAUUAAGCAAGAGGAUUUGAGUAGGAAAGAAAGGCUCUCCAAGAUAGGUCUACUUGCUAAAACAGGGCCACUCCCUGAGUACGAAGAAGCUCUAAAGAAGAAGCUCAUACUGAGUUGUUCUCCACAUAGUCUAAAGAAGAAGCUCAUCUGUUUAAGUGUCAACAGAGGAAACAUAGCGGAGCAAACAGAGGACAAAGAGUUGUAG
Molecule: messenger RNA, 741 nt
Organism: Brassica napus (rape)
Lineage: Eukaryota; Viridiplantae; Streptophyta; Magnoliopsida; Brassicales; Brassicaceae
Product: glutathione S-transferase T3-like
Exons: 3
Coding region: 1-741 (246 amino acids)
Source: RefSeq, a predicted model, not a curated record